GUGACAUCUUUAUCUCUGGAAAACAACAGUGAUGAACUGAUAUUGAUGGAUGGUGGACUGACUGAAAGCAGAUCUGUAGAAAUAGUUCAUCUGUCUGGUUAUUCAACAGUUCCAAAGUAUUACUACAGCUCUGAUAAUAAGAUGCUUUUGAAGUUCAUAUCAGAUGCCAGUGUCACUGGAACUGGAUUCACUGCCUCUUAUAGCCAAGUGAAUCAAGGCAACUCAUUACAGAACUUGACUGCCACAAAUACCUGGCAAGAGUUAGAAUUUCCAUAUUAUAACAGUUUUUUGUUGGGGAGUCAGGAUCUUUCUUAUGUGAUAGAAGCUGAAGAUCAAACAAAAACCAUUACAUUCCAAGUAUUGGAUAUAGACUUACCUGUGGAUGCUACAGCUGUGAUUAGAGAUGGAAAUACAGUGUACAGCAAAAUACUCACCCUACUGUCUGGCACAUACAAGGGCAGUAGUAUUUCUCUUUCAUCAGGCAGAUAUUUACAUGUUGCAUUCCACACUGUGAGAGGCAGCCAGCGCAGAGGCCUCAAAGUACGUUACAUGCAAGGUUGUCAAGCUAGUUUGGAUAGGUCUACUGGAUACAUCAGCUCACCAGGUUACCCCGUGUCUUUCUAUCCAAAUGGUAUAACAUGCAGAUGGGAAGUCAGUGUGCCUGGGGCCAAAAAUGUGACGCUUUUAAUCAGUAGAAUGGAUCUUCAUAUAUCAGACAGAAUACAGAUUGUGAUGGGAAAUUAUCUCAUUGGUAACUACAGUGGGAACAGUUGGCUGACACCCUUGAGAAUUUCUGGAGGACAGUUCUCUGUUAUCUUCAUCUCAAGUGCCAGUCUCAACGGUCAAGGGUUUAAUUUGACAUAUUCAGUGGACUGCCCUCAACCUGCCAUUGACCUGAGUUUGUCAGAUGUUGUUGGAACAUUGACCACAUCUUAUGGCAGUGAAUUUACUGUCACUUGUAAACAAGGAAGUCGGUUCUUUCAGACAGAACACAUAGGCAAAACUAAUGUCACAAUGAUAUGCAUGGCCUUCGGGCAGUGGAAUGUCAAUACAUCACCAAAGUGUGCACGUAUUCAGUGUGAAAAAGUUCCUAAUGUACAGAAUGGAUAUAUUGCAAGUUCUUCAGGGAAUCUUCCUUACAAUGGAACACUGACUUAUAAAUGCUAUCAAGGUUAUAUGUUAGUGGGAUUAGACACUGUCAUGUGUGAUGCAAAUGGACAUUGGAUAAAUCUCCCUUCCUGCCAAGCAACUUCCUGUGGUACCGCACCACCAGCAGACCCAAAUGGGAAUAUGCUGGUCGCUGCAGGAAACGGAUUAUCAUAUGGCACAGUGUUAAGAUACUCCUGCAACCAAGGUUAUGAUUUAAUUGGUGAUCCAACUAUGUUUUGUGAUUCAAAUGGUAGCUAUGUGGGCAGAGCAGGAACUUGCAGAAUUCUGACUUGCCACGUAAGCAGCAUUCUCAAUGGUGUCAUCAGUUCCAACAAGGUGCAGGUGGGCCAGCAGGUUAACGUGACCUGUAAUCCUGGAUACAGAUCCACAACAGGAGAAAAUACCAUGACAUGCAACAGCAACAGAACACUGACUCCAGGAAUCUCUUGCCAGA
This is a messenger RNA of Candidula unifasciata, 1603 nucleotides long. The record is from the annotation of a GenBank genome assembly. NCBI's taxonomy places the organism in Eukaryota, Metazoa, Mollusca, Gastropoda, Stylommatophora, Geomitridae.